Messenger RNA from Boeremia exigua, 1118 nucleotides. RefSeq lists its product as uncharacterized. The record is from RefSeq and is a predicted model, not a curated record. The coding region runs from base 163 to 981 and encodes 272 amino acids. The transcript has 3 exons. Gene Ontology annotation, molecular function: oxidoreductase activity, acting on NAD(P)H, oxygen as acceptor. Lineage: Eukaryota; Fungi; Ascomycota; Dothideomycetes; Pleosporales; Didymellaceae. Gene Ontology annotation, cellular component: intracellular anatomical structure.
GACUCUCAACGCAGAGCAGACUCUGAGAGCAGGGCGCUGCGUCGCGUCGCCCAUGCGUGGUAGAUUUCCAGUUAAAGGAGGCGAUGUGUGUCGAGCGGCGCUGGCGGUAUCUGUCGCACCUCUCCUUUUAUUGUUACGACAUCUUCGCUCCCUCGAACGACCAUGGGCUCUGUCAACAACACAGCCGCAGCGGUUGACCAUGUCCCCGUUCAGAUGCAAAUCACGCUUGAGGGCAAAGUGAUAGCAAUCACUGGUGCCAAUCGCGGGAUCGGACUCGGCAUUGCCGAGUGCUGCCUUGCCAACGGCGCAGGUAAGGUCUUCAGCAUAGACUAUGCGGACGAAGUCGGUGACGACUUCAAGACCAUUGCCAACGUCUACCCGGACCGCCUGUUUGCCCUCAAGGCCGACGUCACGGACGAAGAGAGCAUCCAGCAAGCCGUCGACAGCGUGUUGGAGCAAGCUGGAGCGCUGCAUGGCGUGGUCGUGAAUGCCGGGCGGACAAAUCACAAGGGCGCGCUGGACUUUACCAAGUCAGAGGUCGAGCAGCUCUUUGCUGUCAACCUAUUCGGGGCCUUUUAUACUGCCCGCGUCGCCGCAAGAGCAUUCAUCAAGCAGGAUGUCAAGGGUAGCAUCGUCUUCACCGCCUCCAUGGCUAGCUAUGGCCCGAACAAAGUGGUUCCCUCGGCCCCGUAUGGCGCCUCCAAGGGCGGCGUUCGGAAUAUGACGCACACGCUGGCGAUGGAGUGGGCGACCAAGGGCAUCCGAGUCAACUCCGUGUCGCCUGGUCUGGUCAAGACGGCCAUGACAUACUGGGUCGAGAAGCAAGCCGACUGGGAGACGCAACUGAAGUACUACCGGGGAAUCCCAAGGCUGGCUGAGGUGCAGGAACUCGGCGGUGCAUACGUCUAUCUGCUCAGUGAUGCGGCGAGCUACACAACGAGCAUCGACAUUCCCGUCAACGGCGUCAUCGGCAUCUGCUAAAGUGGUCCAUGUCACCAAUCCCUAGUAUUGGCUCGUGGGUUGAUGCGUAUGUUUCACCAAAGGGCAUGACGGGAAUGCGUAGAGCACAGCCCUAUCUAGAGCCUCAAUGCUCCUAUUUCAUGUGUAUCAAACGAAUC